UAUUGAAACGACGUCGUGACCUUCUGGGGAGCUUCAUUGUUCGUGAGGAAGCGCUGAAGCCCAUUUCAAGAGGGAUCUCAUCAUGAAAGGGGAAGUUCUAAGCGCCUACAGAUCGUUGCUCAGGGCAACCAAAAGAUCCUUUGCCGGCGACACCUUGAUGCUGACCGAGUCGGCCUCCGAGAUACGCCGGAAGUUUCAAGAGAGCCGCCACGUGACCUCCGAGCCUGAGAUUCGCAAACUGCUCGAAGAAGCUCGGGAGGCAUCCCAUUUCAUCUCCAAUAUGAUCGUUCAGGCCAAGCUUACUUCUCGCGGCGGCUAUGAAAUGAAACCGAGUAAAGAUCAUGCUGGUGCAACACUAGAAGUUCCUACUGAAGAGCUUCUACGCAAAUCUAAAUGAUGAGGUGAGAUGAUAGACGCUGACUUCCAAUUUGACGAUUGUUUUAACUUUCAGCUAUUUGCUCUUGCCCUCGGAGGAUCUUGGAAAAUUUUUCUGUUUCCUUUUGUUGGUUCAUUUCAUAUCCAUAUUUAUUUGUUCUCAGUUAAAUGUACUUGGUUGGUAUGGUUCUUGCAUUGGGAUAAUGAAAGUCCCAACGUUAUACCUUUUAUUCCAAUUUGAUGGAUCGAGAAAGUUGGACUCAAAAGUCAAAAUUUGGCUUGCAACUCUUUUUAGUGAAUGAAAUUUUCGAGAAUGAUUUUAUCAAGAA
This is a messenger RNA of Cucumis sativus (cucumber), 704 nucleotides long. Its product is annotated as mitochondrial zinc maintenance protein 1, mitochondrial. NCBI's taxonomy places the organism in Eukaryota, Viridiplantae, Streptophyta, Magnoliopsida, Cucurbitales, Cucurbitaceae. Gene Ontology annotation, biological process: mitochondrial respiratory chain complex III assembly. The record is from RefSeq and is a predicted model, not a curated record. The transcript has 2 exons. Bases 83 to 397 code for a protein of 104 amino acids.